AGCAUUUACGAGGCAGCACGAGUGCCGGGCGAGAAACGGAGAGACUCCAGCCCUGCCAGCACGUGGAAGGAGAGGAGAAACAGAAAAGGACAAGGAAAGAGAGGAAGAUGCACUCCAGUGAAGUGGAAAGGACAUCAGGAGAGAGUGAAGGUCUGGAAGAGAUAAGAGAAGAGCUGGAUCUUUAACUGCAUCGUCCCACAGAAGUAAGUGCGAAAAACCAAAACAUCCCUAAGGAAUUGCCACUUCAUUUCCAGAAGUUUGAAUGUGGAAAGGAGAAAAAGUUUAACAGGCUGGAUGGAUGUUGCUUUUCAAGGGACACGUGGGUAAAAUCAGCUUUGUAUAAUAUCUAUAACUUUAAAAUGAAAUGUUUUCUGUUUAUUAUCUCAUGAAUAAGUCAUGAUCUGGCUCAAGCGGACACUAAUCACGGACGAGAUCGGAAAAGACAGGGAAUCGCAUGUAAUUUGAGCGCCUAAGAUAAAGGUAUGAUUGGAAAUCACUCCUGAGGCCAACAAGACGCAUGGAUCUGAGCGCCGAUCCGUCCGCCACGAACGCCCAGCUCAAGCAGGCUCAUGCGGGCGGCUUUAAGAAAGUGUGUCGGGUCGAGGAGGACAGCGCGUGUCCGUUCCCCGGGCUGCCGGCAGGUGUGCUGGAAAUGAGGGUGAAGGAGGGCAGUAAAAUUCGCAAUCUCAUGGGUUUCGCCAUGGCGCGCAUGCAGGACGAGGCCCAGGACGGCUCUCAAACCGGACUGAGACAGGUCGUGUUCAGCGGGUCCGGACGGGCCGUCACCAAAACCAUCACCUGCGCCGAGAUCAUGAAGAGGAAGAUCGCCGGCCUCCAUCAGAUGACCAAACUGCAGUACAAGGGCUUACGAGAGGUCUGGGAGAGUCAAGAAGGAGGCGACUCGGAGAUGACGAUCCACCGAACGCUUCCGUCCAUCAGCAUCCUGCUCUCCAAAGACCCGCUGGACCCGCUGGAACCGGGCUACCAGCCUCCAGACGAGAGGAACGGAGGCGAGACGGCGGAGAAGCGAUCUAUAGACUCGUCUGACUCUCUGAUGGAGCCGCAGGCGAAGAGAGUCUGUCUCUGAGGAUUAUGGGUGUGUUAAAGACAAUCAUUCCCACUGAAACUCUCUCAGAAACAGCCCACGUUUCCACUGACUGAACGAUGACGACUAUAACCAACCCACUCUUAAAAAUAAAGCUUCUUUAUUGGCAUCGAUGGUUCCGUGUAGAACCUUUCCAUUGCAGAAAAGAUUAUUAAAAGGUUCUUCACACUAAGAAAAGUGUCUUUUAUGGCAUUGCUGAGAAAAACCACUUUAUUUUGAAGAAACAUGCACGUCACAAUCUUGAGUCUCAAUCUUGGUUUUGAGCAUGCAACAUCACUAAUUUAAUGCAAGUCUUUGAUAUAAUCUGACAUAUUCAUUGGAAUAUUUGGAUAAAGGCACCUGCCAAGUGCAUAAAUGUAAUUUAAACAUUAUAAAAGGUCAAAUUUAAGGCAAUCGGUUCAUGCAUAUGAUUUUAUGAAUAAAACUACUGAUGUUACUGGUUUCCCAAGACCAAAUGCUCAGCUCAAAACCACUUUUCUUUGGUCAGGAACCAUGCAAACAUCACAGAUGGACAUUGAAGAUGAUUUCAGAUGCUUCAAAAUAGAUUGUGAUGCUUAGAGAGCCAGUAAAGAUCUUUUUUCUGUUUUCAUCGUACUAUUUCUUUUUCUAUCUUCCCUUAGCAGCAGCAUGCAACUCACCGUAUUUUUCAACAUCUAUUGCAAGUUUAAGUACAAAUAAACUGUUUGCUCCUCA
Messenger RNA from Ctenopharyngodon idella (grass carp), 1798 nucleotides. Its product is annotated as ribonuclease P protein subunit p25-like protein. NCBI's taxonomy places the organism in Eukaryota, Metazoa, Chordata, Actinopteri, Cypriniformes, Xenocyprididae. The transcript has a single exon. The record is from RefSeq and is a predicted model, not a curated record. Gene Ontology annotation, molecular function: RNA binding. Gene Ontology annotation, biological process: tRNA 5'-leader removal. Gene Ontology annotation, cellular component: ribonuclease MRP complex. The coding region runs from base 518 to 1087 and encodes 189 amino acids.